Molecule: messenger RNA, 1536 nt
Organism: Aureobasidium namibiae CBS 147.97
Lineage: Eukaryota; Fungi; Ascomycota; Dothideomycetes; Dothideales; Saccotheciaceae
Product: GTP cyclohydrolase-like protein II
Exons: 10
Coding region: 1-1536 (511 amino acids)
Biological process (GO): riboflavin biosynthetic process
Molecular function (GO): GTP cyclohydrolase II activity
Source: RefSeq, a predicted model, not a curated record
AUGGAAAAUACGAACGGUACAAACGGAGAUGCUACCCUCUUGCAUGAGAUCCUAGCCAGUCUCAAGACCAUUCAGCAAGAGAAUACUCAUCUUGCUGCUGCUGUCGAUGCUAUCAACGGCCGGGUCAAUAUUCUUGCCGGAGUCAAGCAGGUGAAAGACAUGACUGUUGACCCCACCGCCGUCGAACGAAACAAGCAGCACCACGCAGAUCCUGUUGUUCCCACUCUUACUGGGAGCACACCCUCAAGUCCUGAUCUGUCUGGUGUGCCAGAGUCUGGACGUAGAUCGAGUGUGACCUCUAAGAUCAUUCUUACCUCCUACCCAGGUCAGGCUGGCGUUGAUCCUCUGCCUAUGAGUUGGGGCCACAAAGAUCCAUCCAUUCGAGGUCCUGUGGUCGUUUCUAGAAAUCCAACCUCAAUUCGAAGACGAAAUGCUAUUGGUGCUCAUGGCGGUUCCUACGCUAUAUACAAUGCUCUCGCUGUAGCUAGCAAGAACCUCAAUACCGACCAUCGCCCGGAUUUCACCAACACUGAGCCAGCAGCCAACAUUGGACCUUUCCCUCAGUGGUCCGAUCCCAAGAAGAUUGUUGCAAUGGAUCCACUAGGCCACCUUUCUCCUUGGUUGUUCAAGGAUAUCAUCCAGAAAGAAGACGUAGAUAUCCGACCCACUAUUGCCAUCACCAAAGCACAUAUGAAGGUUCCCGAACUUGAAGACAGUGUCAAGGCAGGUAGAUUGGUACCAGAUGGUAAGAUAUGCCUCAACGCAUCUGGUGAACUCGCAGUGACGAAAUUCGCUGUGGAGCCGGUCUGGUACUUGCCUGGGGUUGCAGAAAGAUUUGGUAUUGAUGAAGGUACUCUCAGACGUUCUCUGUUCGAGCAAACUGGGGGUUCUUACCCAGAGCUUAUCACGCGAGGAGACAUCAAGACUUUCUUGCCACCAAUCGGAGGCUUGACUGUUUAUUGUUUCGGAGACCCUGCAAAGAUGUCUGAUCCAAACGUUAAACUUGCUCUACGUAUUCACGACGAGUGUAAUGGCUCGGAUGUGUUCGGCUCGGAUAUCUGCACAUGCAGGCCUUACCUGACGUUUGGAAUCGAGGAGGCAGUCAAAGAGGCCCAGAAAGGCGGUUCAGGAGUUGUGAUAUACUUCCGUAAAGAAGGCAGAGCUCUCGGAGAGGUCACAAAAUACCUUGUUUACAAUGCAAGAAAGCGUGGCGCCGACCGUGCAAGCGAAUACUUCAAGCGCACAGAAAACAUCGCUGGAGUCAAGGACAUGCGUUUCCAAGCUUUGAUGCCGGAUAUCCUACAUUGGCUUGGUAUCACCAAAAUUGAUCGAAUGUUGAGCAUGUCAAAUGGCAUCCCAAUUCACGAGCGAGUCGAACUGCCUGAUGAGAUGAUUCCUGCCGACAGCAGAGUAGAAAUUGAUGCCAAGAUAGCCGCAGGGUAUUUCACCAAUGGCAACGUGAUGACGAUGGACGAGCUGUCGAACGUUCAGGGUCGCGCUUGGGAGGACGUCGAUAUACUGUUCUGCAUGAUUUAG